Messenger RNA from Rhinocladiella mackenziei CBS 650.93, 1581 nucleotides. RefSeq lists its product as uncharacterized. The record is from RefSeq and is a predicted model, not a curated record. Lineage: Eukaryota; Fungi; Ascomycota; Eurotiomycetes; Chaetothyriales; Herpotrichiellaceae. The transcript has a single exon. The coding region runs from base 1 to 1581 and encodes 526 amino acids.
AUGCCUCCCCCCAAACCUUCUCUCAACGAACUAAUGCAGACCGUCAAAGCCAACGUCAAAAAGUAUCGUGCAGAACGACCGUCUCUGUUAAAACCUACAACAUCAAUGCUCAAAAUGGAUGAACCUGAAAUUGAAUCCUCCUCCCGUGCUGCGGAUCAAGAAGUGGACACUGUUGAGAUCUGCCCUGAACACCCAGAGUACAUGAUCAUUGGGACGUAUUCGCUGGUGAAAAAGGGCGAACCGUGCGACUACGAAGGCCAAAGCCGCCGGGGAACACUACAAGUCAUGACCGUUGCUUCAAAUCCCCGGCCCAAAUACGCCGGUAUGCUGCCUCCGCAGCUCGAUAAGGUGGCAUUCUCCUGCGCUGUGCUGGACAUACAUUUCCACCCUACGGACAGAUCACUCCUGGGCGUUGCGACAAGUAAUGCUGAGAUGCAUUUCUUUCGUUUUAUUAUCCACGGCGAUGUGCUGGGUCGAAGAACGAUAACGAAACUCCUUCUGCUGGGAACUAUAACGGUGGCAGAGAAUGACGAGCAUGGGCUCGUCCCGUUGGUUACGCAAUUCACAUGGUUUCCUGAGAUCCGAACACGUGGAGUAUCUGGAAUCAGCGACAUGGAGGAUAUCUCAUUUGCAGCGACGACCUCAUUCGGAGAUGUCAAGGUCAUCAAGACUUCCAUUCCGGCGAUCAAGGUCCUCUUUGAUGAUCGACUGUCUCAACCAUCAGAUCCGAUACCAGUGAUUUCCACUGAUAUCCACAAACAUGAUCUGGAGGCCUGGACGGUUACCACAAUCACCCUCAACUCCUCCGAAAGCAAGAGCAAUGCCAACCACUGUAUGAUCCUCAGUGGAGGCGACGACAGCGCCUUGAUCGCAUCCGCGGUUGGUCUUCCCAGGAUAACAUCCCAACCGAAUUCUCCAUCCAUCUCCCCAUCUGACAUCCCAGACAUCAUUGUUCAGCCCCUCUGGAAAGACCGCCGCAGCCACACCGCAGGUGUAGUGUCAAUCCUCCCACUCCUAUUCCCGAACAAUAGUGGCCUUGACACGGAGCACGAAACCAUCUCCUUUGUAACAGGCAGUUACGACGAGUACCUCCGCGUUUUCGAACUCGACGCGAAGACGCUCCGCGCCCAUUUCAAGACCGAGCUAAGACUCAAUGGCGGCGUAUGGCGGUUGAAAAUUUUAGAUCAGUACGAUACUACAAGCGAGACGUCCGUGACUGCAAGCACGGGCCCUUCUCCAAACACCAUAUACCAGAGUGGGACAAGGAUGGAACGGCACCAAAACACUCUCAUCCUAGCAUCCCUGAUGCAUGCCGGUGCCGCGGUCCUUCGCCUGACAUACUCGUCUCCUUUCGACAGCUCGCAAGGAACAUGGACAAUCACACUUGUCAAGACCUUCCGCACCGGUCACGAGAGCAUGGUCUAUUGCUGUGACGCGAGGCGGGACACCGGGAACGAGGCGCUUUCACAGAAGGAAUCCACGCCGACGUACACGGUCGUCAGUACCAGUUUUUACGAUAUGAAAAUCUGUGCAUGGACGUUUGCGGAUCAAUUCAAGGGGCAGAUUCCGGCUCCACGUUAG